AUGAGUGAAAAUGGAAAAGUCGCUGUCAAGGAGGAAGUGGAAGAUGAAGAAUAUAUGGAUUCGGAGGUAAAAAUUUCAAAUUUGACUCGGUUUAGUAUUAAUUGAAGAGCUUUAUUCAAAAAAAUCAAAAAAAGUUUGAUUUUUUUGAAUUUUGAUUGAAAAAAAUUCCUAUUUCAAACGGGGCAAAAUUCAUUUUUUUCGCCUUGCUAUUUUUUUCAUUUUUUUAUUUUUCUGAUGGAAGUCAGAGACGAAGAGGAUUUCCCGAUCGAUAUCUGUCUCUCGUCGUCUGCCUAGCGCUUGAGAAAAGCGAAAUAGUGCAUGGUGCGGAGAGAGUAGGAAAGGGCGCCAACAAAAGAGACGCAGACGACGAGAGAUUUUUGCCGCCUGUUGUUGCUCGAAACUCUAAUGCGGACCAAACACGGCGAAAACUAAAAUUGAAACAAAUCAUCUAAAUAAAAAAGUUUUGAUUCGGUACUUUGAUAUAAGACUUCUGAUUAUAAAAAAAAAAUUAAUUUUUGAAUUGGGCAAAAGUGGAGUUUUUUAAAAGUAGGCUAGUCGUAUGUCGUUCGAAAUGACUUGAAAAGCUUGUUUGAAUCAGAAAAAAAAAGUAAAAAAUUUCUAAACUUUUUUGCACACUAUUCGGUUCAGGACCAUCUAGUCGAAAAAUUAAGGGUCCUUUAAGUUUUUUCUAGCUCAAUAAGGGCAUUUCGAAAAAGCUGCUUGUAUUGGAAAGACGCCACAAUUAUGAUCAACAGUUCACAAACGAAUAAAUAGUGAGAGUAAUCAUUUUAAUGAUUUGCUGAAACGUAGCUUCCGCUUGCUUUUGAGCAUUUCAUUUUCGUAUAAAAUUUAUUUUGAGCCUAAUGUUAAAUUUACUAGAAUGCAUAUAGUAGACAUAGUCGGAUUCUUUAGGGACCUUCAAAGGGCGAAAAAAGGGUCCCUUGCGGAGCCCUUUUGUCUCAUUUUUACAUCCAAUAUCGAUUAUUUUUCCUGCCUUUCUGGAGCUUCAAAAAAAUUUGCAAAAAUAAAAGCCAAAAAAUUACUACGACUUGAAAACAUCAAUCUCAUUGCAGUCCGUCAAUGAGCAGCCCCAGACCGGCCUCGAAGCCAAAUUCCUGCCGUUUAUCCUGGCCGAAAAUCGCCAAAGGAUGAAGCCAACGACGGACUUCACACCGAUCUCUCGAAAAAGAGGCGGUGCACAAAAAGGAAGACCUCCCAAAAGGUCUGAAAAUCGAAAAAUGUGGAACAGGUUACACAGUAAAAAUCUUCUGAAAAGUCCUUUUUUUAUAAGAAUUGUCUUUCUCCAUCUUUUCACCUCCUAUGUUUCAGAUCCUAUGUGAAAUUCAAAAAAUGACCGAUUUUUAGACGCCUGAAAGCCAGGGCGGCGAAAAAAAAAAUUUUUUUCGGGGCCAAGGGCCAUUUAAUCUUACAUUAGCUGGGUUACGGUAGCCAGGUCACCUGCGCAUCUAAUAAUAAUCAGCAAAAUAACUAUUUUAAAGCUAUUUUGGCACUUCUCAGGGGCUUUAUUUUUGGAUCCAUAAGUUUUUGAGCCAUUCGGUCUUACUGUAGCCGGGUUACGGUAGCCAGGUCAUCUGCGCAUCUAAAAAAUAUCGGCUAAAUAGAUGCUCGAAAACUUCCCAAAGGGCUUUUUUUUUGGAUCAAUAAGAUUUUGAGUCGUUUUGUAUUACUGUAGCCGGAUUACUGUAGCCAGGUCACCUGCGCAUCUAAUAAGUAUCAGCAAAAUACAGUACCGCUCAAAAGUAUAUUAAGUUUUGGUUUUUUGAGGAUAUCUCAGCGAGUACUCAUCCGAUUUAUAUAUAACUUUCAGGGAUUAUGUAAAAUAUACUUUAAAACAUAUACGGUAUACACAUACAUGUCCGCAGUCACUGCGACGCGUUUUAGAAAUUUUUUUUUGAAUUCAAUUUUUUUUGUUUUUUAUGCUUUUAUUUUUAUUUAUUUUUAUUAAAUGUUUUAAAAGUAAUAAUGUUGGCAUAUGUUUUUUUUCAUGUUUUCAGACAUGAGAAGAACCUCUGGAAAAAAGAAUUUGACUGAUAACGACAAAAGAGCCAUCGUUGUGGGUCGUCAAAAUGGACUGACCAUGAUGGAGUUGGCGGGAAUGUUCGGCGUGACAGAGGCGUGCAUUUCUCAGUUCCUGAAGCGUUGGAAAGCUCGAGAUGGCUCUACUAAGAGCCAACGCACUGGAAGACCACGUUUCAGUGAUCGUAAUGGCGAUAGAAACAUUUUGAAGACGCCUAGAACCAAUCCAAGACUCACCGCCCCUGCGAUCAGACGGGAAGUUUUCUCGAAUUCGCCAUCUCCGCCAUCCGUCUCGACCGUGAAACGACGUCUCAAUGCUGCUGGAAUCAUGGGAAGACGUGCAGUGAAAAAACCGCUGAUUUCUGAAAAGAAUCGAGUCGCCAGGGUGAAGUGGGCGAAGGAGCAUCUCAACUGGACCCGUCAAGACUGGAACAAGAUUCUGUCGUCCGACGAAAGCAAGUUCCUCCUCUUCAAAAGUGACGGAAUUCAGUGA
Messenger RNA from Caenorhabditis auriculariae, 2530 nucleotides. NCBI's taxonomy places the organism in Eukaryota, Metazoa, Nematoda, Chromadorea, Rhabditida, Rhabditidae. The record is from the annotation of a GenBank genome assembly.